UGGAGAGACACACACACAGUUAGGGCUCCAGAGAGAGAAGAAGGAGAAGACGCAACUUUCUCCUUCAUUUUUUUAUUCAGGUAACCCAGUGCGCUUUUUGAUUUUUGAUUUAUUUAUUUUUUCUGAAGGAAAGCGCAAACAGCAAACUCUAAGGCAGCGCGCUGAAUUUGGAGACGCAUUUUUUGGGGGAAGAGAACUCAACGAUCCCGUUCGGAUUUGGAUGUGAAAAGCGGCCAAGGGUGUAAGACAGAGCAAGAGGAAUGUAUCAAAAUCGGGCCGCGGUGCGGGAACGUCUGUGGAGAUGUCCAGCCUGCGCUCUGUGGCUCUCCCUGCUGCUCCAAGGCGUGCUGGACCUGAGCGCGUCCGGAUCAGAGCUUCCCCAGGACCUCGGUGUACUUGCUGCCACCUCGUGGAAUGCCACAGAAGGAGCAUUUAUCCGUCUUGAUGCUCCCAUGAACAACAUAACAACGUCGCUGGGUCAAACAGCAGAGCUUAUUUGCCGCGUCUCCGGGAACCCGCAGCCUGUCGUGCGUUGGCUGAAAAACGACGCCCCAGUGGUGCAGGAGCCAAGGCGGGUCUCCUACCGGUCCAUGCCGUACGGAUCACGCCUGCGAAUCCGCAACCUGGACACCACAGACACGGGCUACUUCCAGUGCGUUGCGGCCAACGUGUAUGGUACCGUUUCCACAACAGGAGUUCUGUUUGUCAAAUUUGAUCCACUCCCUACACCUCUAUCAGGAAAGCCAACGGUGGAUCUGAAUGAAGAUGGAUUCUGCCAGCCAUACAGAGGCAUAGCCUGUGCUCGUUUCAUCGGAAACCGCACCAUCUAUGUUGAUUCCCUGCAGAUGCAGGGGGAGAUUGAGACUCAAAUCACAGCUGCCUUCACCAUGAUUGGAACUUCCAAUCACUUGUCCGAUCGUUGCUCCCAGUUUGCCAUCCCCUCCCUUUGCCACUUUGCCUUCCCAACAUGCGACCGCACCUCAGGCAUUGACAAACCUCGGGACCUUUGUAAGGACGAAUGUGAGAUCCUGGAGAACGAUUUAUGCAAGACGGAGUACAUCAUCGCCCGCUCCAACCCUAUCAUACUGAAAAGCCUAAAACUGCCGAAUUGUGACGAGCUAGCUGCUUUCGACAGCCCAAAGGCAGCCAACUGUUUAAGAAUUGGGAUUCCCAUGGCUGAACCCAUUAACAAGAGUCACAAGUGUUACAACAACACAGGGGCAGAUUACAGAGGGACAGUGAGCGUGACCAAAUCGGGGCGUCAGUGUCAGCCAUGGAACUCGCAGUAUCCUCACAGCCACACCUUCCUGGCUGUCCGUUACACAGAGCUGAACGGGGGCCACUCGUACUGCCGCAACCCGGGGGAAACCCAUGAAGCCCCCUGGUGCUUCACGCUGGAUGAAGGUGUCCGCAUGGAGCUCUGUGACAUUCCUAUCUGUGACCAUGAAGACAAGUCAGGUGGCAGCAUAAACAUCCUGAAGAUUUUAGUUCCCAGUGUGUCGAUCCCGUUAGCCAUAGUUUUGCUUUUCUUCUUCAUCUGCGUGUGCCGCAACAACCAGAAGUCUUCCAGGCCCCCCGCUGCUCGUCCACCGAAACCAGUCCGAGGUCAAAACGUUGAGAUGUCAAUGCUCACAACUGCCUACAAACCAAAGAGUAAAGCCAAAGAGCUUCCCCUGUCAGCGGUGCGUUUCAUGGAGGAGCUUGGGGAAUGCACGUUGGGGAAGAUCUACAAGGGUCAUCUGUACCUGCCAGGCAUGGAGCAGGCACAGCUUGUGGCCAUUAAAACUCUGAAAGAUAUUUCCACCGCCCAGCAGUGGACAGACUUCCAACAGGAGGCCACCGUGCUGACAGAGCUUCAGCACCCAAACGUGGUCUGUCUGCUCGGUGUGGUUACCCAAGAGCAGCCGGCCUGCAUGCUGUUUGAGUUUCUGCCACAAGGGGACCUCCACGAGUUUCUGAUCAUGCGUUCGCCGCACUCUGAUGUCGGCUGCAGCAGUGAUGAGGACGGCACUGUAAAAUCCAGCCUGGAUCAUGGAGACUUUCUGCAUAUGGCCAUACAGGUUUCUGCAGGGAUGGAAUAUCUAGCCAGUCACUUCUACAUCCAUAAAGACCUGGCUGCCAGGAAUAUUUUAGUCGGUGAGCAGCUCCAUGUGAAGAUUUCUGACCUGGGUCUCUCCAGAGAGAUCUAUUCCUCCGACUACUACUGCCUCCGGCCUAAGACUCUGCUGCCCAUCCGCUGGAUGCCCCCUGAAGCCAUCGCCUACGGGAAGUUCACCACGGACUCGGACAUCUGGUCGUUUGGGGUGGUGCUGUGGGAGCUCUUCAGCUACGGCCUGCAGCCCUACUACGGCUUCUCCAACCAGGAAGUGAUGGAGAUGGUGAGAAAGAGGCAACUGCUGCCCUGCCCUGAGGAUUGUCCACCAAGGUUUUAUGGCUUGAUGACGGAAUGCUGGCAGGAAGGACCCACACGGCGGCCGCGCUUCAAAGACAUCCACAGUCGUCUGCGAGCAUGGGAGGGGCUGUCUUCCCAUGCCAGCUCCAGCACGCCCUCUGGUGGAGGAGGUAACGCCACCACCCAGACAACCUCGCUCAGUGCCAGUCCCGUCAGCAAUCUCAGCAAUCCCCGUUUUGCCACCGCCGCUGGGUAUCUCUACCCUGCCCAGGCCAUCCCUGCGCCGGGACAGAUGGCUCCAAUUCCGGCCUGGACGCCGAUGGCCGUGCCCCAAACCCAUCAGCGCUUCAUCCCCGUCAAUGGAUACCCCAUCCCACCAGGGUACGCAGCCUUCCCAGCUCACUUUGCAGCUCCGGCUCCGCCCACUAGAGUAAUCCAGCACCACCUGCCGCCUCCUAAGAGCCGCUCGCCCAGCAGUGCCAGCGGCUCCACCAGCACGGGUCACGUCAGCGGGGUGCCUUCCACCACGGGCUCCAACCACGAGGCCAACACGCCGCUGCUCUCUCACUGCGUCAUGCCUGGAAACGGUGGAGGGCAGGGCCAGGUUUACGGACAAGUUUCCCAAAAAGGGGUGACGCAGAUUGACCACGGUUCGCAAACUGCAGCUCUACUCACUCCGGACUCUGACGUGCUGAUGUACAAUGACUCGGUCAUCACCGCAGACCUGUAAACAGGCAAAGGUAUGUUCACUCUCUUCCUGCUCGAGGACCCAUACGUGAGAAGCUCUGCUUCUCAGCCAGGGAGCGGGAAUCACAGGUCAUCUUUGAUCAAAGUGAGACCAGGCAGAUGCAGACUUGUACACACUGCUGUUUGUGCAGAAACAAAAAAACUUUGCUGCAACUGCAUUGCAUUGCUGUAUUGCAAACAGAUGUCUGACUUUCCUUACUGUUUAAAGUGUACUUACUAUCAUGGCUUAACAAUGUUACUAUGGUAAUCUCUGUAAAUACAGUACAUAAAAGUGUUGUGUGAAUGAUGAAAAUACAUACAAAUAUAUAUUCAAAAGAACUUUUUAAGACGAGCAGUGUGAUGGUAAAAAUGAAAACGUAGCAAGUCCGCCCUGCAUCCGUUAAAACAGAUUUUAUUUGACCCUGGCAGUGAGUGUCUGUCUCUCUUAAUAGACUGUUUCAUACAGAGACAUAAACAUUCAUAAGACUUCCUUUGGGUGCCUUGCAGCUACGCUCCUGAAUACACACAUCGACCCAAGAAAUAAAAUGCUUAGUCAAGCAAGACCAACUGUUGGCUUUCAGUGAGAAGAUCAACAUGCUGGUUUCCUACUCCACCCUUUGGACUCAGGACUCAAGCGUGUCUGGUAAUGUGCCUUCCUGAGAGCCAGCAGUUCUGCAGUGAAAUUUAGACGGCAUCGACUGGGACGGAGCUUGUGCUUCAUUGUCAAGGCCAUUCAUUAAAAUCACAAGAGAGGGCAUCCCAAUUAAUAACAUAUCCUAGAAAAUGACAGCUGAAUGUUUGCAUUUGUUUUAGUUUAUUUGCAUUUUCAACAUGAAUGACGCUUUCUCUUUGUAAAAAUCAUCUUCCCCUCUGUUAAACUGACCUCAGAGUUGCUCAAAACAGAGAAGUGUGUUCCAUCAGGAUCCAGAUGACAUAUAUCCUUUCCGUAGCUAUCAGUUUUGUUGUUGGAAAUAGGUUUAAAGAAGAUAGUUUGUUUUUUUAAAAAAGACAUUUUUGUCAUUUGAUUGUAGUCAGAGUCAUUGUAGUUUGGAGAAUUAGGAAGAAACUCUCAUGGAGGAGUCAAACUUCCAGCUAAUCAAAAUGGGAGCCAUACUGGUGUGAAUUUCAACAAUCUAAACUCAAUUAUAAAAUCUUUGGACCUGAUCACUAAUCCAAGACAUGGUUUUUUUAUGACGUUGCUAUUUUCUCCACCAAAUAAAAACACUUUAUCAGCCUUAGUCAAAUUAAGUUAAAAGAAUGUUUGGGACAGAAUAGAGAGAAAGAAGAUCUAUUUACAAUUGCUAUUUUAAUAGCUAACUCCUGGUUAACUCUUCUAUAUUUCUGAGGUGAUUUAUUUUUAGAAAUCAUUGCAAAAUCUCCCAUUGAACUAAAAGAAGGGAUAAAAUGGCAUGAUUAGAGCCAUUUUCCUCGAUGCCCUACUUUCACAGGAGUUUGUCUUCAGUCUCCUAUGAAAAGUCGUCUCAUGUUGGAUGUUUUCUGUUAACUUUUCUGCUAAAAUGAGAUUUUGUUUUACGUUUGAUCAAAAUUGAGAUUUCCUUGACCACCUUAAUUAACUUUAAAAACUAAAUUAUCCCUUUAAACUCUAAAUCCAACACAAACAUUUAGAUAUUUUUUGACUGAACAUGUUCUGAUGCCUCAUUUAAAAAUUUUUUUAAAAAUCAUUGCUUUCCAGACUUGCAUUUGUGCUUCUUUACUAUUAUUUCUUAUGUUUUGAGAAAGGAAUUGUCAUCCAGGAUUGCAAUGUUGGAAGUUGAAUUGUAAAACACAAAGUGCCUCUGCCAGAUAACAUCACGAAGUAACUUUUUGGGGUCUGCUAUUUAUGUGCGAGAAACGAUACUAUUAGUUGUCAUGGUGUGUUUGAGAAGGGUUUUCUGUCUCUGAAAGAUUUUUUUUUCAUUGAUUACAUUCAUGCACCACAUUCUGUUGAUCUAGCAUUUAGUGUUUUAGCAUGCAGGAUAAAAAGUAAGUGACCCAAGAAGCGCUGUGGUGGAAAAACAAAUCAUUUCAAAUGUGUCAAGAUUUUUCCACAUCUAUAUUUAUUUUCAAUGUAUUGAAAAAUGGCUUAGAUUCUCUGAUAUUUUUUUUUCCAAAAUGAAGAAGUGCGUGUUGUGUAAAUGCUGAACUCUGUCCUCUCUUUUUGUUGGGUGGUGAUGUCAAUUAAUUACUAAAUAUGAAGCCUUCGUUGUAUUUUUUAAGGGUUAUGAUACCUUGAGAAGCAGUUCAUCAAUGAUUUUACCAUCAAAAGUCUUCCCCUUUUUUGUAUUUGACAAUCCUCAAAAUGUGUAUGUUCAGACAGAUACUCUCAGCUGUGCUCACGCAAUUGUGUGUCAGACUAUCAGUCAGCUGCGUUUGAGAGUUUUAAGUGCAGCACAGAAUUUUUACUAACAAAAUAACAUUUGUAUUAAUGCAGAUGAUAAAUAUUAUUCUGUAUUUACUUUGAGGUUUAUUCGAUCCAUUCAGCGUCCUCUUACUGUGAAAAAGGGCUACUGCUUUAACAAUUUCUACAUUAUGGAUUUCGAUAAGAAAAACUGAGUUAACUGUCCAUGAAAAGCUUUUUCCACAUUUUGGAGUUUUAAGAACAUUUCAAUGUUUUGAAGUACAAUUUAAUCUCUAUCUAAGAAGUCUGUCUUCUUUCUAUUUCUGUUUUGUUUCUAAAGUAGACGGAGCUACCUAAACCUGAUUUUGUUCACUUCCACCACGUAACGGAUGUGUGAGUGCAAAAACCACUUGUACACAAGACUGUGAAUCUUUAUCAAGUCUAUUUUUGUUUUGUUUCAUUGGCAAGACCAUCAUAAACCUGACUUUUUUGUCAUUUACUUUCAAGAACCAACACAGAUUUAUACUCAAACAAGGUUUACUCACAUAUUGACCAAGUUAAGCCUUGUCUUUGUAAUUUGUCUGAAUAUUUUUGCACAGGUGUUUUUGUAUUGCAAAAAUCAUUAUUAUUAUUAAAUGAUG
This is a messenger RNA of Poeciliopsis prolifica (blackstripe livebearer), 6097 nucleotides long. RefSeq names its product receptor tyrosine kinase-like orphan receptor 1 (gene ror1). Gene Ontology annotation, biological process: positive regulation of canonical NF-kappaB signal transduction; protein phosphorylation; cell surface receptor protein tyrosine kinase signaling pathway. The coding region runs from base 261 to 3122 and encodes 953 amino acids. The record is from RefSeq and is a predicted model, not a curated record. NCBI's taxonomy places the organism in Eukaryota, Metazoa, Chordata, Actinopteri, Cyprinodontiformes, Poeciliidae. The transcript is spliced from 12 exons. Gene Ontology annotation, cellular component: signaling receptor complex. Gene Ontology annotation, molecular function: ATP binding; protein binding; protein kinase activity.